AUGCAAAAGAUCAAUCCCUACAUAAGCCAACUCGACCCUGUGCUGCACACCUUCAACUUCCUCCGCAAAUCCCCCUUCUUGUUGACAACCGUCCUCGCCGCCGCAGCUAAAGCAUUCGAAUCCUCUCUAUACGCAAAACUAAAUGCCCACGCCGAAGCCCUCUUCGCGACCUGCUUCAGGCGCGGCGACAAGUCCACCGAGGUUAUCCAGGCAAUCCUCCUCACGACCUACUGGAAAGAGCCGAAUGACACCCGGGCUUGGACAUCUGUCGGCCUUGCGAUCCGCAUCGCGAUGGAUCUGGGCUGGCAUCAGCUUUCGCCUUGGGCGAGUCGAAAGGAUGGACUGAGUGAACUUCAGCGGAGGGAGAUCCGGAACGUCGAGCGGACGUUCUUGGUUCUCUUCGUGUAUGACCGCAGUCUCAGCCUGCAAACGGGGAAACCGUGGAUGAUCGAGCGAGAUGUGUUGAUCGAGUCUGCUGAAACCUGGUGGCAGGAUCCGCUAUCCUCGCCUAAUGACCAGCUUCUUUGUAGCUUUGUCGCUCUGCGUUCAGUCACGGCGGACACAUUCGACCUCCUCACCCCGUCAAAGACCUCAGUUGCCCAGGUAGAGCGCCUUCUUAACAUCCUCGACAAUCGAAUCGACUCCUGGCAGGCAAAAUGGCUGACCACAGUAUCUACAUCAACCGGAAGUACAUGCCACGUCUUCCUCAUAAAGUUCUACGGCCACCACGCCCGCCUGCAACUCUUCUCGCUCCCACUCCACGAAAAACGCAUCCGGACAUUCGGACAAGUCCCCGUAACCGAUAUCAAGCCCUUCUGGCUGAGCUUUCAGAAUGCGCUGGCUAUGCUCCAGCUUGUCUCUGUGUCUUCGUCGCUACUAUAUCUCGCGCAGGAUUCUGUUCAUGUCAUGGUUGCUUAUGCGGCGAUUUUUCUGAUAAAGGUACGACUUCCCUUGCCCAUAUUUUCUUCAACUAGUUGA
Aspergillus calidoustus is the source of this 978-nucleotide messenger RNA. The record is from the annotation of a GenBank genome assembly. NCBI's taxonomy places the organism in Eukaryota, Fungi, Ascomycota, Eurotiomycetes, Eurotiales, Aspergillaceae.